Molecule: messenger RNA, 1297 nt
Organism: Aethina tumida (small hive beetle)
Lineage: Eukaryota; Metazoa; Arthropoda; Insecta; Coleoptera; Nitidulidae
Gene: 128up
Product: GTP-binding protein 128up
Exons: 5
Coding region: 115-1218 (367 amino acids)
Biological process (GO): cytoplasmic translation
Cellular component (GO): cytoplasm
Molecular function (GO): GTPase activity; GTP binding
Source: RefSeq, a predicted model, not a curated record
CAACUCAGAUUACCCAUGUGUUUUUCUACGUGAAUCCGACAGCCGCAGAUUUUCAACAAAAAUAACAAAACUACACAAAGUUUUUAUCGAAAAAUUACUCGAAACUGAUCAAAAAUGAGCACAAUAUUAGAGAAGAUUGCGGCCAUCGAGUCAGAAAUGGCCCGGACACAAAAAAAUAAAGCAACAGCCGGACAUUUAGGACUGCUGAAGGCGCGACUCGCGAAACUUAGACGUGAACUGAUCACCCCAAAAGGGGGCGGCGGUGGUACUGGAGAAGGUUUCGAUGUGGCCAAAACUGGAGAUGCUCGAGUGGGUUUUGUUGGUUUCCCCUCUGUUGGAAAAAGUACACUUCUCAGUAAUUUGGCUGGUGUAUACUCGGAAGUCGCCGCGUAUGAGUUUACAACCCUUACAACUGUGCCUGGGUGCAUUAAAUACAAGGGAGCAAAGAUACAAUUGUUGGAUUUGCCUGGUAUCAUUGAAGGUGCAAAAGAUGGUAAAGGUAGAGGUAGACAAGUAAUUGCAGUUGCCAGAACUUGCAGUUUGAUAUUUUUAUGUUUGGAUGUGUUAAAACCUCUACACCAUAAAAAACUCAUUGAACAUGAAUUGGAAGGUUUUGGGUUGAGGUUGAACAAGCAACCUCCAAAUAUAUAUUUCAAGAAAAAGGAUAAAGGUGGAGUAAAUUUGAACUGCAUGGUUCCACAAUCUGAAUUGGACUUGGAAACUGUUAAGUCAAUUUUGUCUGAGUACAAGAUUCACAAUGCUGACGUAACAUUAAAAUAUGAUGCAACCAGUGAUGAUUUGAUUGAUGUUAUUGAAGGCAACCGCAUUUAUGUUCCCUGCAUUUAUAUUUUGAACAAAAUUGAUCAGAUUAGUAUUGAAGAACUUGAUAUUAUUUAUAAAAUACCACAUUGUGUGCCUAUUAGUGCUCAUCACCGAUGGAAUUUUGAUGAUCUUCUGGAAAAAAUGUGGGAGUAUUUGAAACUUGUUAGAAUUUACACUAAACCUAAAGGGCAACUUCCAGAUUACAACUCGCCAAUUGUAUUGCACUCAGAACACACAAGCUUAGAGGAUUUCUGUAACAAAUUGCACAGAUCCAUUGCAAAAGAGUUUAAAUAUGCUUUGGUUUGGGGUUCAUCAGUAAAACAUCAACCACAAAAAGUCGGAUUGGAACACGUUUUGAACGACGAGGACGUCGUGCAAAUCGUUAAGAAAGUAUGAAACGGAUGACAAUUAAAUUAAUUAAAAACGCAAGUUUGGUUACAUGUUGAAAUUUUAAGAAUAAACAGUUAAUUCAGCA